AUGGACACCCUGCGGGAGCCCUUCCUCGGCCUCGAAGAGGGCCUGGGCCCCUCCGCCAGCCCGGGCCUGCUGUCCUCCUGGGACUGGGACCACAGAGGGGGGCCCUUCGAGCUGAGCGAGGCCUCCCCACCCCAGAGCCUGUCUCCGGCCCCGUCGCUCGAGUCCUAUUCCUCUUCCCCCCCGCCCGCUGCCCCGGGGCUGCCGCGUGGGCUGGGAGGCGCCCCGAGCGCGGGGGGCGGGGGCGGGGGCGGCGGGGUGCAGGUGGCCUACGAGAUGCUGGCCUUCCCGCCCGCCUACCUGCAGGGCGCUGCUGGCCCCAAGGCCCAGAAGGGCGCCAAGGUCAGGAUGUCGGUGCAGCGGAGACGCAAGGCCAGCGAGAGGGAGAAGCUCCGGAUGAGGACCUUGGCCGAUGCGCUGCACACCCUCCGCAACUACCUGCCGCCCGUCUACAGCCAGAGGGGCCAGCCGCUCACCAAGAUCCAGACCCUGAAGUACACGAUCAAGUACAUCGGGGAGCUCACGGACCUCCUCAACGGCGGGAGGGAGCCUCGGCCCCAGAGCGCCUGAGCCCGGCCCCCCCGGAUGCCCACCGGCCGGGGCCCCCCGCUUUAGAGACCUGGACUAGCUCGCGGACCAACAGCGCACAGUGGGGCUCUUUAUAUAUCUAUACACAUAGUAAGCGUGGGGGCUUUGGAGCCUGGAAAGUUCGAAGGGAAUUCCCACCGGACUUGUUGGAACCACCAGAACACUCAACAGCCAGAGGAGCAGGUUAUUUGGCUGCUAGUUUUUCCACGGUUUGUCGGGAGCCCAGCCCCUUGGCCAAGAGGUGGAUUACUUUGCCUUCCGCUGCCCCUCCGAGGUAUCUUAAAGGGUCAAUGAUUUGAGAUGCAUUUUGUCAAUAAUGUGAAAUUGUUACCAUUCAUCUUCUCUCCCAGUUUCCGUUUUGGGGGGCGGGGGGUGUUGCGCUUGCUCUCUGUGGCUGACGGAACCCCUGUCUUGUAGAGCCUCCAGUGUGACAGCUGGAUUCUUAUCUAGAAAGAUUUGUAUCAAGUAAAGGGCUACAGCAUUCCUGUUUUUAUUUUGUCUGUGUGCUCGUGUGUGUAUGUGUGUGUAUGUGUUUAACUAAAAUCAUGCCUUUUGUUUUGCAAGAAUCCAAAUCACAUAAAUGCAAAAGGAAUUAACAUCAUGGUUAAAUAG
Molecule: messenger RNA, 1197 nt
Organism: Canis lupus familiaris (dog)
Lineage: Eukaryota; Metazoa; Chordata; Mammalia; Carnivora; Canidae
Gene: MSGN1
Product: mesogenin 1
Exons: 1
Coding region: 1-567 (188 amino acids)
Biological process (GO): regulation of transcription by RNA polymerase II; mesoderm formation
Cellular component (GO): nucleus
Molecular function (GO): RNA polymerase II cis-regulatory region sequence-specific DNA binding; protein dimerization activity; DNA-binding transcription factor activity, RNA polymerase II-specific
Source: RefSeq, a predicted model, not a curated record